AUGCCUCCAGUUUCACGACGGGCUAGAUCCAGCUUGAAGGGCAAAGGGAAACAAAAAUUGGACUCCAAGUUGCCUUACAGUGUCCCGGUCCCGAAUUCUGGAACGUCCCUUGGUAGAUCGACUCGUCAGGAGUGGAUUUGGCAGGAGAAACUAAACUAUUUUCGUUCACUGCCACCUGUCCUAUGUCCCGCUUCUCCGCCUCCUCUUUUCUCGGCCUUGGACACUGUAGAAGAAGCUAGGCGUCGGUCUCGAGAGCGCAUCGAACGAAUGACACGACGUCUUGAAAACCUACCCCUCUAUCAAGCUCGUAAUCUCAUCCAUCUCGUUUCUACCGAGCUCAAGGGCCCAUUCAGCCCAGGUUGUAAAUACUGGGGCGCACAUAUACCCAAGGCCAAACCGAUCUCGGAAAAACAGUUGAUGGUUAUAGCGACACCUAUAGAAGCACCUUCUCCAUACGCUGCUCCUCGACCGAUUGGUGCGCUUCAGGUUGACGUCGGACGUUCCAUGCGCCCAAGUACUCCAAAUAUUACUGGUCCUUCCUCCACAGUCAUCACGGGACUACCGACCCCUUUCACCCCUCCCUCGGCUACCAUAGCCCCCAUUGAAUUACUUCCAUCGAAAGCAAGCGCUGGACGUCCCAUAGUCCCGAUAGACUAUGAUCCCCCGUCCCCGGCUCGUUCACCUACACCAACGCCCUCAUUGCCGCCCUCUCGGAUGGGUUCACAACGGCCCUCAGCAACUCCAGUUCCGGCGUCACAACGCGCAUUCUUGUCUAAUCUCGCACAGGCCUCUCGAGCGUCAAGUGUUCUUAGUCGGCGAACUCGACCGCGACCUUCCCGUGGGCUCAAAAUUAUGUCUUCAACUAACCAGCAAGCCCUGGACCGGGCGCUGAGUCAGUACCGGCCCGAGUCCCGGGAUCAGAGCCCACUGUCACGAUUUAGCUAG
Rhizoctonia solani is the source of this 945-nucleotide messenger RNA. RefSeq lists its product as uncharacterized. The record is from RefSeq and is a predicted model, not a curated record. The coding region runs from base 1 to 945 and encodes 314 amino acids. The transcript is spliced from 2 exons. Lineage: Eukaryota; Fungi; Basidiomycota; Agaricomycetes; Cantharellales; Ceratobasidiaceae.